AUGGCGGCUCAAAACCAAGAAACUAUUUUGAAUACCCCACCAAAAUCAUCAGACACCGUUCAAGAACUCCCUAUCACCACCACCACCACCAAAAAAAUCCCAAAAAAACUCACUCUUAUCCCUCUUAUAUUCUUAAUCUACUUUGAAGUUGCCGGGGGUCCUUAUGGUGAAGAACCUGCAGUCCAGGCUGCAGGGCCUCUCUAUGCCUUGCUUGGUUUCUUGAUAUUUCCAUUUAUAUGGAGUAUUCCCGAGGCUCUUAUCACUGCUGAGCUCUCCACUGCUUAUCCUGGCAAUGGAGGUUUUGUUAUAUGGGCUGAAAGGGCUUUUGGUCCUUUCUGUGGAUCCCUGAUGGGUUCUUGGAAAUUCUUGAGUGGUGUUAUAAAUAUUGCUGCUUUUCCUGUUCUUUGCAUUGAUUACAUGGAGAAGGUAAUUCCUGCUUUGGAAUCAGGUUGGCCUAGAAAAAUUGCUGUCUUGAUUUCAACAUUGUUGUUGUCUUUUUUAAACUACACUGGAUUGACUAUUGUUGGUUAUGCUGCUGUUCUGCUUGGUCUUGUUUCACUUUCGCCUUUUGUAAUUAUGUCUUUGAUAGCAAUUCCUAAGCUUCAUCCUCAUAGGUGGAUAAGUUUAGGGCAAAAGGGUGUGAAAAAGGACUGGACUUUGUUCUUUAACACACUUUUUUGGAACUUGAAUUUUUGGGACAAUGUUAGCACUUUAGCUGGUGAAGUGGAUUCACCCCAGAAAACAUUUCCUAUGGCUUUACUUGUGGCUGUGAUCUUCACUUGUGUAUCUUACUUGAUUCCGCUUUUCGCGGUGACUGGUGCUGUUUCUGUGGAUCAAAGUCAGUGGGGAUCAGGAUUUCAUGCUACUGCUGCAGAGAUGAUUGCAGGGAAAUGGCUAAAAUAUUGGGUUGAAGUUGGUUCUGUGUUAUCUGCUAUUGGUCUAUAUGAGGCUCAAUUAAGUAGUAGUGCAUACCAGCUUCUUGGUAUGGCUGAUUUAGGAAUUGUGCCAAAUUUCUUUUCCAUUAGGUCUAAAAGGUUCAACACACCUUGGGUGGGGAUAUUGGUAUCCACUUUGAUCACAAUUGGAGUCUCAUAUAUGAAUUUUACUGAUAUCAUUUCGUCGGCGAAUUUCUUAUAUAGUUUAGGUAUGUUGUUGGAGUUUGCAUCUUUUAUUUGGUUGAGAAAGAAAUUGCCAGAGUUGAAAAGGCCUUAUAGGAUUCCAAUGAGGCUGCCUGGUUUGAUUAUAAUGUGCUUGGUACCAUCUGCAUUUUUGGUGCUUAUAAUGGCUGUUGCUACUAAGACUGUUUUCUUGGUGAGUGGUUUGAUGACUGUGGGAGCUAUUGGAUUUUUCUUCUUUAUGAAGUUUUGCAAGUCAAAGAAGUUGUUCAAGUUUAGCAGUGGUGAAGCCAUUGAAGGCUGA
Dovyalis caffra is the source of this 1419-nucleotide messenger RNA. Lineage: Eukaryota; Viridiplantae; Streptophyta; Magnoliopsida; Malpighiales; Salicaceae. The record is from the annotation of a GenBank genome assembly.